AGCCUACAAGAAUUUUGACUUAGCAUUCCAGCGAGGCGUUAUGGGAGACACGCAUACCCGUUUGGGAUUGGACACAGAUGGAACAUGCGUGUAUGCAUGAAUGCGACAAAAUAGCAAUACGAAUGCAACCUAGCAAGCACAAUGAAAGAAGAAUCUUCUCGCGUUGGUCCUCAACAACAAGACAAAGUCAGUUCUCACCUGUUACAGUACACGACACAACACACACUUAUGCACCACACAUCCAUCACGACGAUGACACUUCUCUCUCCAAGUCGUAUACACAGCACUACAAUCUCUGUGCCGGACAGGAUGGUCACGCCGUGUCGAUCUCAUAACUCUUAUACUUUUUGGGCAGUUCCGGCGCAGGACUACUUGUUAAGAACCAUUCAGGUCAGCGGGCAUACACCUGUUGAGGAUGCGGCUGCUACUAUGGCUCUGUACUUGAGGAAGUUCCCGUACGAUCGGGUGAGUGGGGCUGCGAAGUGGGUACCAAUGUAUGAGCGAAAGUCGGUGGAGGAUCAAAAGAAGGAAGAGAAGAGAUAUCACGGUCCGCAGAGACGUGGUCAUCGCAAGGGCAAGGGAAACGGCAAGUGAAAGAAGACAGCGAUGGAGACCCAGUCCAAGUUGGAGAGGGAGAACGACUUCCCUGCUCUUGGCUCGAAGUAGCUUCUGAGGCAGAGGCAUUGAGUCGACGACUUUAGAAGGCAGUCUCUUUGAGUAAUUGGAAACCUACACGUGAGGACUGG
Messenger RNA from Pseudocercospora fijiensis CIRAD86, 746 nucleotides. RefSeq lists its product as uncharacterized. The transcript has a single exon. Lineage: Eukaryota; Fungi; Ascomycota; Dothideomycetes; Mycosphaerellales; Mycosphaerellaceae. Bases 142 to 594 code for a protein of 150 amino acids. Gene Ontology annotation, molecular function: nucleic acid binding. The record is from RefSeq and is a predicted model, not a curated record.